Molecule: messenger RNA, 897 nt
Organism: Linum tenue
Lineage: Eukaryota; Viridiplantae; Streptophyta; Magnoliopsida; Malpighiales; Linaceae
Source: the annotation of a GenBank genome assembly
GGUUUUUCGAUAACGAGGGGUGGUUCCGGCGGCUACGAUUCAGCCAAGAAUAAUCCGCAUCACGGCGGUCAGAGGUUGAACCCGCAGCUGAGCUUCACCGGCCCAGAAUCGGGCCUUUCUCAGAUAUCGGAGGGCAGCGAGAGCGACGACGUGGACGAAGAGACCGGCCGCCACCAUAGUUCGUAUAGCAAUCCGGCGUCGUCUGGGUUUGUCAUGGAUUGGGACAAUAGUAGUGGUGCGCCCAACUCCAUCACAUUCUCGGGACAACCGCCAAGCAAGAAGUUCAGAGCCAUGGAUGGAGACAUCUAUACUUGCUACAACGGCUUGGACACCCAGUUUAGUAUGCCACAGGACGACGUUAGAGAUGGCGACGACGGUGGACAGGUUGUUGCAUUAUACCGGAUGACUCUGUCCCGUGCAAAGUUCGAGCUAAGCGUGGGUGUGCCACCCACCCUCGAAGCAUUGCGAAAGGGAAAGGCGGACCAGAAUAAGUGGGAGGUUGAAGAAGCUUCAAGAUCUCGUUCCUAACAUGGAUAAGCAAACGAGCUAUUCAGACAUGUUGGACUUGGCGGUUCAGCACAUCAAAGGCCUUCAAAACGAACUCGAGAAACUUCAUCAGGAUAUGGAGAAUUGCACCUGCGGAUGCCGACCAUGCAAAUGACUUUCUUGGCUGACAGAUUUUCCUACCAGAGACAGCUUUUGUAUCCAUUUUAUUCUUCUUAAAUACCCGCCAAAAUGGUUGUUUUCUUAGCUGAAUAAUUAUUUACACACUUGGGGGGAAAUAGUUUUAGUUUUUUUUUUGUUUGUUUCUAGCUUUGUUUAUGUACAUAUUACAUAAUAUGGGGGAUUUUUUUAAUCAAACAAGUGUUUAUAUUUUACGGUUCAAUCUCAGAAACA